CAUUUAGCAAUGGACGGCUAGGAUUAAAACAAUAUACGCGAUUUAAAAAAGCGUAUACGAUAUAUCAUAGAGCGUAAGAGAAGAGCCGGUUUUUUUCCUUCUGGGUUUACGCUCUAUCAUAUAGCGGAGCCGGUUUUUUUAACGGAACCGGGUUUCGUUUCAUUGUAUAGCGUAUCGUGGAUAGUAAGUAAAAAUCAACGAAAAUAACAACUGAAAACCCUAACCACCACCGAUAACCACGAUUCUAAAGGCGAUUCAAGGCGAUUCAAGGCACGUUCUUGCGAUUCAAGGCAAUUCAAAGCUAAUUCGAGAUAUGGCGAAUGAUUAUUGUGGCCCAGUCGAUAAUUCUGUGCUCUAUGACCAAGCUAAUCACAUAAGCACCACAAUCUGGAACGGGGGGUUAAGAGAAAAGCUAACAAUCCGUCAGAGUACAUCUAAUCUCGGCGAAUGGCAUUUACAUGAUUAUCAAGUCCACUUAUUGCGGCAAUGGGGAUUUGGGAUGUUUGUAAACCCAAAGUCGGUUAUGCAGAAUGAUGUUAGCUUGAUCACAGCUUUAGUGGAGCGUUGGAGACCCGAGACCAACACUUUUCACUUCACUUUCGGGGAGAUGACUGUGACCCUUGAAGAUGUAUAUAUGUUGAUGGGUCUACCAGUGGUUGGAGAGCCAAUUAGAUCCGAUGAUGAUAUUCCACAUAAGAGUACAUGGCUUCGAAGAUGGCACGAUCCAGAACUUACAGAGGAGCAAAGGAUAUCUGCCUUGGACCGUGGUGGUGUGAAGUUGAGAUUUUUGAGAGCGCAGUAUGGUACUUGCCCUUCGAGUACAGAUCGGGAUAUGAUGGUGAUAUACACUCGGGCAUAUGUUCUCUACUUGUGUGGGGCAAUACUGUUUCCUACCAAGUCCAACAAUGUCGUCCACCCUCGACUGAUCCUAUUUCUAGAGGAUCCGAGCAAAAUUUAUGGAUAUGCUUGGGGGGCUGCAGUUCUUGCAUAUCUAUAUAGGAAUUUGCAAGAGGCUAGUAGAAAGGAUGUCAGGUCCAUAUCCGGUUGUACAACAGUUUUGAUGCUAUGGUCUCGUGAGAGGUUGCGCCCGGGACAACCUUUGAUAGCAGAAAAUACGAGGAUGAUAUGGCCUAGGGCAUUAGCAUGGGCUGUUGCUCCAGUCUCUGCAGGGAGGUCAAAGUUCUACAACGUUCAUCACAACAUCGAUGCAUACAGAGGUAUGUUCGAUAAUUUCUAUUUGGAUUGGGUGCGUUGGAGGCCAUAUGCACGUUUCUAUCGGAGGCCUGAUGCGCAUUUCGAGAGAGCUCUAAUUGCCGGCAUUGCCCGUGUACCACUCCAUUACUUUGAGGAUGUAGAGUACCAGCUCCCAGAAAGGGUCCCAAGGCAAUUCGAUAUGCCGUUGUGUAAGUCUAAAUGUAAAGACAACCCUAUCUGUUACAUAGGGAUGAUAACUCAACAAUAG
Messenger RNA from Daucus carota subsp. sativus, 1462 nucleotides. Its product is annotated as protein MAIN-LIKE 1-like. The coding region runs from base 314 to 1462 and encodes 382 amino acids. Gene Ontology annotation, biological process: meristem development; meristem maintenance. NCBI's taxonomy places the organism in Eukaryota, Viridiplantae, Streptophyta, Magnoliopsida, Apiales, Apiaceae. The transcript is spliced from 2 exons. The record is from RefSeq and is a predicted model, not a curated record.